Ambispora gerdemannii is the source of this 1227-nucleotide messenger RNA. NCBI's taxonomy places the organism in Eukaryota, Fungi, Glomeromycota, Glomeromycetes, Archaeosporales, Ambisporaceae. The record is from the annotation of a GenBank genome assembly.
AUGGAGUCAGAAAACAAGGAGCGGUCGUCAGAAAACAAGGAGCGGUCGUCAGAGAACAAGGAGCAGUCAUCAGAAAACAAUAAGUGGUCGUUUAAGCUGGUCGAUAGUAAGCUCCGUUUACUCAUAAAUGUGGUAAUUCAGUCUGGCCGCAAGUUAGUGUACGCCAAGAAAGGAGAGUCUCUGGCGCAGGCUGUUUUUAGUCUCGCAUGUGGCGGUGAGAUUGUGGCACACAUUGCCGGACUGCAAAAAAAGCCGGAGUUGUUAGUCCAAGCACCGAACAACAACGCCGUAACGUUAGGCAUUGGCGAGCUGAACAAGAUCAUAAAGAGUUUAGCACAGAAUGUCGGUGAAAUGUCUCAACACUUAUUUGAUAAAUUCAAAGUGUUGUUACGAAUGGAAGCCGGGUGUCAGAUCCAAUUACCUAAUGGGCAAGUGGUGAGGAUUUUUGGCUCGAUCAGGGGCCCAGAAACGUGGCAACAAUCGGUGGUACGGCAGAUCAACUCAAUCGUCCAGUAUAUAAAGAGCGAUUUGGGGAUCAAAGCACCGCAAAUACUCGUAAUCGUGCUGUCACUGUUAUUGGUGUCUUGGUCUGUAGUUGAUCUGUGCAAUGUUUACAAAGAGUGCAUGGAAGACUUACCGAAACCAGACAAACAAGAGUAUCUUAAGCUCAUCAAAAAUGUGGUAGCAACUUUGACUAAAAUCUGUGACAAGCUGGAAAAUAAACGUAUUGGUCAGUAUAAAGAACUUUUAGAUACCCUGGUCGUUGAAACUACAAAACUUAUUAAUAAGAUUGACAAAUCGAAAGAGGAAAUCAAGGAGAGGAUCAAAAUAUUGAAGGAGAAAGAGUCAGACCGUGAGAUUGCGCAAUAUCUAUUUGCAAGUGCCUCCAUAGUCAUCGGUUCCUUCACAAGCUGGAAUUGGAGCAAUUGGAAUACGGCAAGCCGGACGGCUGGAAUAGUAGGAAGUGGAGCCGCUGCUGGCGGUGCAAUCGCCAUGAUGACAUCGGUGAUGAUGUUGAAAAAAGCACAAGCAAAGCAGGAAGAAUUGUUGGAGAAUAUGAUGCGCUUGAAUAAGAAACUCUCAGACAUCAAAGAAUCCGGAUCGGUUCUAGAAUACGAUCUUCUCUCUCAUGAGGUUAUCUGCGUCCAAUUUCAAGAGUACAGAAAGACCUUACUAGAUUAUCAAGCGCAGUUCAGAAACAGUCUAGCUAACGGAAAUCAAUGUUAA